AUGUCUGACAAAGAACCUCUUAUUACUCACAUCUACACCGCCGACCCUUCGGCUAAUGUUUUCAACAACACUCUCUACAUCUAUCCCUCGCAUGACAUCCCGACCGAUAUCCAAGACAAUGAUAAUGGAGAUCAAUAUGCAAUGGAAGAUUACCACGUCUUCUCAAUGUCCUCGAUCCCCGGUCAGGUAACCGAUCACGGCGUUGUUCUCUCUAACUCUUCCGUUCCCUGGGCCUCCAAACAGCUAUGGGCCCCAGACGCCUGCACCAAGAAUGGAAAAUACUACUUGUAUUUCCCAGCUCGCGACCAUGAUGGUGUUUUCCGUAUCGGUGUUGCGGAGAGCGAUAAACCUGAAGGUCCUUUUACUCCCGAUGAGAACUAUAUCCCGGGAAGUUAUAGUAUCGAUCCUUGUAGUUUUGUGGAUGAUGAUGGAGAGGCUUAUGUUUAUUUUGGAGGAAUAUGGGGUGGUCAGCUUCAGUGCUGGGGAAACCAACAUAAGGUUUUCGAAAAGGAAAAAUAUAGCACCAUGGAGCCUACUACUGGACCUGCACUGGGUCCAAGAGUGGGGAAAUUGAGUGAGGAUAUGCAUUCAUUCUCUUCUCCUGUCCAGGAAAUAUCUAUCUUAGAUGAGAAAACUGGUGAGAAGAUUGGUGCGGAGGACCAUGAUAAAAGAUUCUUCGAGGCAUCGUGGAUGCAUAAAUAUAAAGGAAAAUACUAUUUCUCAUACUCAACGGGUGAUACACAUUACCUGUGUUACGCGGUAGGAGACAAGCCUGAAGGGCCAUUUGUGUAUAAAGGGAGAUUAUUGGAGCCAGUGGUGGGAUGGACGACUCAUCAUAGUAUUGUGGAGUUUCAAGGACGUUGGUGGCUGUUUUAUCACGAUUCUACUUUGAGUCAAGGAAAGAACCAUUUGAGGUGUGUCAAGGUUAGAGAGAUCUUCUAUGACGAGGAUGGUGGAAUGAAGGUUGAGUAA
Molecule: messenger RNA, 972 nt
Organism: Botrytis fragariae
Lineage: Eukaryota; Fungi; Ascomycota; Leotiomycetes; Helotiales; Sclerotiniaceae
Product: putative glycoside hydrolase family 43 protein
Exons: 1
Coding region: 1-972 (323 amino acids)
Biological process (GO): carbohydrate metabolic process
Molecular function (GO): hydrolase activity, hydrolyzing O-glycosyl compounds
Source: RefSeq, a predicted model, not a curated record